GYGUAAGAGAGACUAAAUAGUAAAUAAAGUAUACACCAAAACUAAAUUAUUAUAAAAAUACAUCGAACACUAUUGAGCUCAGUUAAGAAAAGUCAAAUAUCGAUCGACAUGUUUAAAAAUACUGCUUAUUUGUAUAGAUACUCCUUGAUGAGAAAUGCUCAUUUAUUGGGUAUCAAGAACCGCAGUUAUGCUCAAACUGGUGAUUCUAAAAAUCCUUCAGACUCUGAACUAGAUUUGAUGAGGAGCCGUCUCAUAUAUCAAUCUAGAAAAAGAGGAAUAUUAGAAAAUUGUAUAAUCUUUACUACAUUUGCAGACAAAUAUUUAAAAACAUUCAAUUUUGAACAGUUACAAAAGUAUGAUGCAUUGAUAAACAGUAAAUUUGAUGAAUGGGACUUAUAUGCUUGGUCUAUUGGUUCUAAACCGGCACCACAAGAGUUUAAUACUGACAUAUUGGAACUUUUGAAAAAUCACGUACUAAAAAGAUCAUAAUGUAAAGUAGUAUAAAUAUUAUAUAUCAUAAGCAUAAUAUAUUCAUUUGAUAGUAUUUAUAUUGUUGCAUUACAAACAAGUAAAUAAGUUAUUAACUUUGACUAAUACCCAAUACUUACMGACUAUCUUGUUAUUAAAUUAUAAACUACAUACCUUGUUUUAUUCUGUGAAUGAUUACCCGAUAAAAUAUUUAAAAAACGCUAUAUUUUGUAUUAUUGUAAUUAUGUUAUUGUAAUGCAUUGUAGUGCUAAGUAGGUUAUUCUGAUGUAGGUAUCAGGUAAUGGAUUUAGUGCAAUAAAAAGUUUUGAAUAAUAUUUGUACUAUUAUUUWAAAAAAAAGUACUACGUUCCUCAUCACACAUGUCGAAAGUAAAUAUAUCUUUUAUAUUUAAUAUUGUSUAUUAGUUAAUAAACGUUGCAACAGAUUUAAAAGAUGCAUAUUAUGUUUUGAAAAUAUAUUAAAUUAAGUUUCAAAUUGAUUUACUCCUAAAAAAUUAAUGAUAUUUAAAAAAAAAAAGCUAUAAAAAUUAACUACCUAGCUACUAAACUUAAAUAAACGUUACUACAGUCUAUAAUAGUACAAUUGAAAUCAAAAUAAUAAAUUAGUUUUUUUAUUUUUUUAUAAAAAAAAUUGAAUUUGAUUUGAUUUUUAAAUUU
Messenger RNA from Diuraphis noxia (Russian wheat aphid), 1145 nucleotides. RefSeq names its product succinate dehydrogenase assembly factor 2-B, mitochondrial-like. Gene Ontology annotation, biological process: protein-FAD linkage; tricarboxylic acid cycle; mitochondrial respiratory chain complex II assembly. The record is from RefSeq and is a predicted model, not a curated record. Gene Ontology annotation, cellular component: mitochondrion. Lineage: Eukaryota; Metazoa; Arthropoda; Insecta; Hemiptera; Aphididae.